Aspergillus piperis CBS 112811 is the source of this 1377-nucleotide messenger RNA. RefSeq lists its product as uncharacterized. The coding region runs from base 1 to 1377 and encodes 458 amino acids. The transcript is spliced from 6 exons. NCBI's taxonomy places the organism in Eukaryota, Fungi, Ascomycota, Eurotiomycetes, Eurotiales, Aspergillaceae. The record is from RefSeq and is a predicted model, not a curated record.
AUGUGGCUUAAAAGCAAACACACUGUAGUGGCUCUUCUCGCCGCACCUGCGGCAGCCGUCACACAGAUAUCCAACGAUGAAAUGAACAACUUCCUCAACCAGGGCGCUGUCGAGCUCGCUACCCGUUACGCACCUCUCUGGUUCUUCGGCCAGGCAGUGGACCAACCUCCCUGUUAUCCGACCUGGGCUUUCAGCGGCUCACCCAACUCGUCGGACAUUUACGACGCAGCUCACAAAACACCCGCUGCACCGCAGUGCGAGUAUCCAGACGUGGGCUGUGGAUGUCGCAAACCUGGAGUUGCAACAGGGAAUCCUGGCCCUGCAUUCCCCAUCUACUACACGUUCAAGCAGUGCAACGAGACCGAUGUGCGGGUAGUGUAUAACCUGUUCUAUGAAAAGGACGGGGCCGAGGUGCUGGAUCUGAUUGACACCGGCCAUGACUAUGACUGGGAGCGAGUUGUCAUCAUCCAUUCACGAAAUGCGAACAACACCUGGCAACCCUCUCGAGCACUCCUGUCAGCCCAUAGCGGCUACCAUAAUCUGGCAUGGGGUAGCAUCCAUAGCACGCUGACCACAGAGCAAAUCAACGCUGGAGACGCUCGAAAGCCUGAUGGUGUCAAGAACAAUGACCAUCCAAAGGUGUAUGUGUCGUGGUCGAAGCAUGCACAUUUCGAUACCGUCUUGACUACCUGGGUUGAUCCGCUCAGCCAGUCACUCGAUAAUGCGUUUCGCAGCGAUGACUGGUGGCACUUUGUCGACCAGAAGUACUAUAUACGAUCGGAUAACUCGACCGCAGCUGGAAUAGCAUUCAACAGUACAGAUUGGGGGUCAGCGACAAAAAUUCAAUCCCUCACUCCAACAACAUCACAACAACAACAACUUCAUCAACAAUUCCUACCCCUUCCCACAGAAAUAACUUCCCAACCCAACUCCUCAACAACAAUGUCCUGGACCCAAAAAACCUUCACCCUGCCAGCCCGCUCACGCGGCAGCUACCUCAUCACGGACCACGUGCUGGAGCAACUCCCCGAGAUCAAAAACUACAAGGUCGGCAUGCUGAACCUGUUCGUGCAGCACACGAGCUGCGCGCUGUCACUGAACGAGAACUGGGAUGAUGAUGUGCGCGCGGAUAUGAGCGAUGCGCUGGAUCGCAUCGCUCCGUAUGAUAAGAAGGGGAAUCUUUAUAGACAUUCGGCUGAGGGGGAGGAUGAUAUGCCGGCUCAUAUCAAGUCCGCAUUGAUUGGCGCUUCGGUUACGAUUCCCAUCUCGAAUGGCCGCUUGGCUACGGGCACAUGGCAGGGUAUUUGGUACCUGGAGUUUAGGGCCAUGAGACACUCUCGGAAGGUGGUUGCUACGAUUCAGGGUGAGAAGGCUUGA